AUGACCAAGUUUGAGCGAGACCUUGACGUCAGCGACACGAGUGAUGCGGAUGCUCUCAGACAGCACGAGUACGCUUGGGUUGAACCCGUCCCAGACGAUGGCCUCCGUUGCCCAGCUGAAUACCCUGUGCAGGUGGGCAUCCAGCGCGAAUUCACCGCGAACACGUUCUUGUGGACGUUCACAUGCAACGGCGGUGGCGACUAUAUGGCGGUGAACUGCAGCGACGACGCGGUUCGCUGGUCGGCCGACGGCAUUGCCAACAUCACCACCACUGCGAGCGACUCGUUUCUCCAGGUCCGCAAUGCGUCACUGGACGUUAACGGCCGCCCAGCGCUCGACGUGCAAACGUGCAACGUCUCCUGCACUUACGGAUAUGCGUUGAUGGACCUGGCAUGCAAGUGCCCGCCAGGGAGCUUCAUCAACCACACACACCCGGCCCGCGCCUGCCAGCUGUGCCCACAACACACCGUCACGGGAGACUUCGACCAGACUGCGUGUUCAGCAUGCAACCUCGACUUCCAAUACACGCCUGGCCCAGGCUCCAGCUUCUGCACCAUGUGUGCAAAUGGCUUCUACCUUGACCGGGAGGAGUACGUGCAGCGCCCGUGCGAGCCUGGCCACCGCUGCUACUUCUGCGACAGCCAUCCCUGUGAGGACAACACCUACCAGGACGAACCGCAGCAGCUAGAGUGCAAAGUGUGCGGUCUCCAAGUCACAUACAACCGCAGCGCAUGCGCAGUGGACACACAGCCACCAGUCAUCACGUUGCCUGCAGGCAUGGAUCGGUUCGUGAUCAUUCCCAAGGACACGUCACCAGUGCCCACCAUCAACGCCACUGCAUUUGAUGCAUUUGACGGCCCGCGCGACGUGAUGCAAUCGCGUUCAAAAGACGGCAGGACGGUGACGCUGAGUGCAAGCGACAAGGAAGGGCGCACAAGCAGCGUGAACCUGACUGUCAUCUACAUCUUCGAAACCGUCCCCCUGAUUCGCGUGUUUGCAGAGACGAAUACGCCGCUUCACGUUGAGCGUGGACAGGCGCCGUUCGAACCACCGCGCGCAGAGGUGUUCAACAGCAUCCCCGGUGAUGUGGAUCUCAACGGCAACCUCACCAUCACGCAGAAGCCGCUUGUCGACUUUCACGAGCCGGGUGUGUAUGAGGUCGUCUACAAUGUGACCGCGCCCAACGCCCUCGGCAACUACGCUGAGCCCGUCACGCUGACGGUGAUUGUGUCCGACACGCAACCCCCAGUGCGCUUGAGCCGUGUGCCCGCGACAAAUGAAGCUACACGCCCGCUGGAAAUCAACACUUAUCCGCUUGUGUUUGACGCCAGCCCGUUCACCGUCCACGUGCUGUCAAAUCUGACAGCGCUCACGCCGUCCGUCCUGCCGGCCAACAUCUCUGUGCAGCUGCUGCUGAGCGACGCCUUUGGCAACAACGCGACGAUUGCAUACACGUACACGGUGGAGGACACAACGCCACCAGUGUUCACCAGCGUUGCGUCCGAGGUGUUCCUGUGCUCCAACCCAAGCGGGAGCCAAGUUGGCAGCUACGCCAGCCGCCACUCUGUUGCCAUGGACGCCUGGGACGGACAGGUGCCCAUAUCCCAUGAGCCCCCUGUUGUGCACGACGCUGAAAGCGACACGUACACCGUCACGCUCACCACAACAGAUUCGUCGGGAAACUCAAUCUCCACCAGCACUCCAUUGGCAGUGGGCACUGCGUUUGCUGCUGGUGAUGUGGCCAUCGACUGGGCAACGGGGACAGCAGACCCCGCACCCGCCACACCAGACACUGCGCUGUCCCUGGUCGAGGUGGACCUCAAUGCCUUCAUUCCCGUGCACGGCGACUGCCUGUAUUUCCGCCCUCCCGUUUCAACCGCCCUGCCCGUCGAGCCAACGACACUUCCGCCGUCCCUCCCACCGUGGUUCCCGGACACGCUCGUGGGCACGUUUGCGUCGAAUCAGCUGCUCGAGGCGACGUGGGAGACGUGCGGACCCUCGUCCGGUGUUGGCCGUCUCUCCAUCGUCGACACCACAGUGCCCACCAUCACCCUUGAUGGCGACAGCAUCAUCACCUUUGAGGUGGAGCCUGGCGUGCAGCUCGCUGACCCUGGCAUCCGUGCCCACGACGCCUGGUAUGGCGAUGUGUCCACUACGGUGUGCGCUGUCAUCCGCCCUGCACUUGUGUACGAGGAACCGGCACGCGUGCGCCCGCGUGGCCCCUAUGCCUCACACGCAGAGGCGGUUGCAAACGUCGACAAUCUCCAACUUGUGUCAUCUGCGGGCGACACGGAUUUGUUUGAGACGCUCGCGCCAAGCGGAAGCUACGCGUUUAUCGUCUAUUACACCCUCACCCUGCCGCACAAGCAGGUUGUCUCGACAACACGCUUCGUGCUGCCCAUUGACACGCGCCCACCGAUCCUCAGGGUGGAGAAUGGUGGCACCGUGACCUGGCCGUUUGGCUUCCGCGCCCCGCUGUUUGCGGGCGAUCACGUGGCUGCCACAGAUGUGGCCGAUGGCGAUGUGUCGUUGCAGGUCAACGCGUCCGCGCUCGCUGCCGUCGACUCACGCCGCCCUGGCUUCUACAUCGUGCCCCUAACGGUUGCUGAUCGGGCUGGCAAUGUGGACAACGCAACUGUGCGCGUGGUUGUGCGCAGCGAGGCUGUCGUGCCUGCGGACAACAACACGCUUGCCAUUGUUGUGGCCGCUGACGCGAGUCAAGCCGCCUCCCUCACACCAGCGGUGGUGCAGGAGUGGCUGUCGCUUGCCCCGCUCUCCUCUUCCUCAAACAACAUUGCGCCGAGCCAUGGUGCCGGCGUCGUGGACACCGCCAACUCGGACGUGGUUGCGGCUGGCCUGGCAUCUUCCCUGCUGGACGUGUGGGUUGUGCACAAUGUCACCCAAGUUGAUUUGCGCGCAGAGGUUGUGUUCCCAGAGCUCGGCCUUUCCCCCAUGAGCGGUGAUGGGCCAGGCGAUGGCGAUGACACGGGUGCCACAUCACCAACAUCACCAACAACACCCACGACGACAACUACGGGUUCGCUAAACGCUGGCCGCGACCCGAACGUCACACCAACGCCGCUUUCCUCAUCAGCGACGACAACAACAGCAUCCGAUGCACAGACGGCGCCGGGUGAUGCGGAUGAUGCCGGUGCAAGCAGUGUCACGACAGCAACAGCAACCACAACAACCGCGGUACACGCGGGGCGAACCAUCAGCACGCCAACUGGCACGCCGUCAACAACGACAAGCACGUCAGCGCUGGCUGGUGGCAAUGGAACCAGCGCCAGUGAUGGCGGUGACAGCGUGUACCUCCUCGUCACGGUUGCCACGCACGACCGCCGCACUGCUGCUGUGGUGGAUGCGUUGGCGUCUUUGCGAGCGCGCGCGAUCUCCGGCCGCUACGCUCGCACGGAUGCGCCCUUCUUUGUUGUUGCCGCGCACGUCAAGCCGCAGAUACUGGCGGCCCUGGCCGGACCCCCGUCCACGUCCACAGCACCAACCACCAGCAGCGCAACAACACCAACACCAACAACAACACCAACACAUUUGUCGUCGUCGUCGUCAUCAUCAUCAACAGCAGGUAUGACGACCACGGCUGCGAGUGGGACGACGUCGGUGUCUGGCGAGAUGAACGGCAGCGCAGCCGCCAUCCCAAUUGUGCCCGUCGCUGCCGGUGCCGGUGGUGGUCUACUGCUCAUCAUCGCCAUCAUCGUCAUCGUCAUGGUGCGACGCCGUGGCAGCGGCGGUGGUCGCAGUGGCCGGGGCGCGUGGGACAAGUUUGGUGAACAUGACCGUACCAUCAGCCUGUUCGCCAACCCGCUGUACAAACCCGAUGGCUCGAGCAGUGCCGUGCCGACGGCGCCCGGUACGUCAACAGCAGUAACGACGACAGCAGCAACGCCAACAGCAGUGGGGCCGACACCGCCCGCGCGGAUGGCGUGGGGCGAUCCAACAACACACACGCUGCAGACAGCAGAGGAGCGGGCGUUUCACGACAAGCGGUGGAACGAGGGCAAUUACGACAUCAACCCGCCCCGACACGAAUACAUGCAGCCCGUUGUUGGCGGUCGUGGCGGUGGCGCUGUGUAUGCGGAGUAUGCCAGCCCGGACCAAGGCACGGCUGGGGACCAGGGCGCAAUCUACAGUACAGCAGCCACAGCGCGCAACCCGGCGUUUACCGGGCACAACAGCAGCAGUGAUCCAGACAGCAGCAACAGCGGGGGCGAUGACUCAUGGAAGCAAGCCCUGUUCACCAGCGACUAUGUGGAGGCACCAAGCAUGCAGUCACCACCGCCGCAGGCGCCGCCACACGACGCAGGCGCGACGGGGGCGGGCAUGUUUGCUGGGGUGGUGGCCAACCCGUCCCAUGGCGUGUACGUCAACACAACCUACGAGAACGCAGAUCUCGCACAGCCAGCACGCACCACUGCGGGUGCAACUGACAUUGCAGCGAGGGCAAACAACGCUGGUCCGCAGCCAGCACCACGGCCACGGCCACGACCACGACCACGCCAACAGCAGCAACAACAGCAAGAACGACAGCAGCCAGGCGGCACGUAUGCAAUGCCCAAUCUGUUUCCACCACCAAUGGAUGAGGACGUGCACGCAUAG
Molecule: messenger RNA, 4614 nt
Organism: Salpingoeca rosetta
Lineage: Eukaryota; Choanoflagellata; Craspedida; Salpingoecidae
Exons: 6
Coding region: 1-4614 (1537 amino acids)
Source: RefSeq, a predicted model, not a curated record